Molecule: messenger RNA, 1185 nt
Organism: Prorocentrum cordatum
Lineage: Eukaryota; Dinophyceae; Prorocentrales; Prorocentraceae
Source: the annotation of a GenBank genome assembly
AUGGCCACUCAGGAGGCCAGCCCAUUGCUGUCGGGGCCCAGCCCUGGGGCAUCGUCCUCGGAGGACUUGAUGAACAAGCAGAUGAGCGCGCUGGAAAAGAAACGGUAUUUACGAAUGCAGUCUCUCGAAGCUGACUACCGGGAGAAGGGCUACGCGACUAAUUGUUUCUGGAAGUACAAGCUCCAGGUGGCCGAAUUCUACAACACAGACGCUACCCAGUGGAUUGUGGCGGGACUCAUCAUUUCGAAUUUCGUUGCCCAGUGCAUCCAGAGGGUCAUAGACCCUUGCAUGGGCGGAGAGCCGGACUUGGAACACCACGGGAAUAUCUGGAAGAUGGUAUCCAACUUCUUCAAUGUAAUCUUCCUGAUCGAGCUCAUGAUCAACCUGUACGGCUGCUGGCUGUGUCCUACGUGGAUAAAGGAUUCAUGGAACCAGUUCGACUGUGUGGUGGUGGCCCUUGGUGUGGUCGACCUGUGCGGGUUUGACUAUCCGGGCCAGCUCCGCCUUCUUCGGAUGCUGAGAGUGUUCCGCAUAUUUCGCCUCUUCGCGCGCUUCGAGGGCUUGCAGCAGAUCGUGUUCUGCCUCAGCGCCUCCCUUCCGGACGUCGGGAGUGCGGCCAUGAUCAUGGUCAUGAUCAUGUGCAUCUUCGCCGUGCUGGCCGUGGACAUAUUCAGUGGCGUCUACAGCGGCGAGGCCAGUGAUAGCGACAAGUGCACCUACGACAGCGGCGACUACGGCAUCUGCCUGGCCCAGUGCACCGAAAACGAGUCUGUCGGCAUCACUCCACGUGGCCAUUGCUGGGGCUACGAGUAUUAUGGCACAUUUGGAAAGGCUUUUUACACACUCUUUCAGAUAACGACGGGCGAGUCUUGGUCUGAGGCGGGCAUACGGCCGGCAUUGAUGUUUUUCAGGGGGGACGGUGUGGUCAUUAAGCUUGUGCUGAUGCUCCUGGUGUUCAUGUAUGUGAUCGUCACCUCCUGGAUCAUGUUGAACGUCGUCGUGACCGUCUUGCUGGACAAGUUUUCGUCAUUCGAUAGCGCCUCAACGUCCGACGCUCCAAAGCCGCCCAAGGAUUUGCGGGACGCCUUUGACCAGAUGAAGGCGUCAGUCGACAAGGACAUGGACACUCUGCAAGCGACCAUCGAGGGCUUGGUAGAGGAGCUCAAUAAAAAGAAAAAGUGGUAG